GCAUGUCCCUGACGUCGCCGGGUGACGUCAUACCGGAAGAGCGCCCAUUGUUUUGGCGUUUCCUCGUCUACAUCUUUAAAGAGUCGCUGAAAUAAAAACAACAAACAUCUGACAGGUGUCUCAUCAUGACUCACUGGUUCCACAGAAACCCUUUAAAAGCCACAGCGCCCGUGUCCUUUAAUCUGUACGGGGUGGCGUCUAGCCCCUCUGCCAAUAAGAUCUGCAAUGAUCUGAGAACAACACGGGCGAGAUUGCUGGACAUGUUUACAGACGCCACAUGCACCCCAGAGAUUAUGAAGAAAGCCAGCGAUGAAUAUUUCAGUUUGUUACAGGGGUUUAUUUUGCCGCUGGAUGGUACAACACAGGAAAACAAGCUUCGCUUCAUCCAGAACUUUAAAUGGACGGACACUUUACAGGGAAAUAUCCCAAGUGCCCAACAGGACGCAGUGUUUGAGUUUGUGUCAGUGGCGUUUAAUGUGGCCAUCUGGUACACAAAGUUUGCCUCACGGCUGGCUGGAAAAGAGAACGUCACAGAGGAUGAGGCCAAAGAUGUUCACAGAAGUUUGAAGAUCGCUGCCGGGAUCUUUAAAACCCUUAAGGAGACUCAUAUUCCUCGUCUGAUCACUCCAGCAGAGAAGGGCAGAGAUCUGGAGCCUCGAGUUAUUGACACCUACAUCAUUCAGAGUCAAGCUGAAGCCCAGGAGGUGACCAUCGCCAGAGCCAUCGAGCUGAAGCACAACGUCUCUCUUAUAGCAGCGCUGGCGUACGAGACGGCAAACUUUUAUCAAAAGGCCGAUCACACUUUAAACACACUGGAUCCUGAAUGCAGCACUAAAUGGAAGAAAUACCUGCAGCUCAAACAACAUUUCUACAUGGCUUAUGCACACUGUUAUCAUGGACAAACUCUUCUGGCUGCGGAUAAAUGUGGAGAGGCCAUCCGAUCCCUGCAGGAGGCUGAGAAAUAUUAUUCCCGAGCGGAAGCGCUGUGUAAGGAAUACCGUCAAACGAAAGGUCCGGGCAGCACGGCCAAACCCUCGGAGCAGCUGUUCUUUCGGAAACUGGGAACAUUCAUCAAAAACACCCUGGAAAAAUGCCAGAGAGAAAAUGGUUUCAUUUACUUUCAUAAGGUCCCCGCAGAAGCACCAAGUCUGGAGUUGAAGGCCAGUUAUGGUUUGGCUGAACCCACUCCAUUUGAACUCCCGCCGCUGAACCCUCAGUGCACACCUGAAGUCUAUGCCACCUUUGACCUCACCAAAGGACCUAAAGAUGAUAAGGCCAAAGCCAAGCGCGAUGAGGAGAUCAAGCCGAUGAAAGAGCCCGAUCUCAAACCACAGACAGAUACGGGCUGUGUUCUCUCUUAAACUCGUACAGAAACACACAAAGUCACGCAUGUCGAGGAAAGUUCCCUCGCAUUUACCGUAAUCCUCAAUACAGUAACUCUGUCUUAGUGUUAUUAUAUUCCCCAGCUCAAAUACAUAACAAUAUACUCUUCAAUUAAUACGAUCACUAAUUAGAUUUUAUUCAUCUUCAUAAUUGAAUUUGAUUUGCACUUGAUUAUUUUUUUGGUGGCAUAAUACAGAUGCUGUUUGGGGUUCAUUAAGAGUAAUUGUACUGAGUCAUCUCUGUAGGAUUGUUGAUAUAUCAGCACUUUAUGCCCGUGAAUACAAAUAUUGGACAAACAUGGUUUCAUACAAAGAAGGAAUCUCACAAUAAACCUUGUGAUAUAGUCAUGUAACACAGUAAUAUAUUUUUAUUUUGGUGUGAAAUGUUACCCUGUGAUGUUUAAAAGCAAUUAUUAUCAAAUGACAAUAGCAAACAAUGCAUUAGUGUCAUUCCCAUUGAAGAUAUACAGAUUAUAAUCCAUAACUCUUGAGAUUGAAAAUAUCUGCUGAGUGAUUUAAAGGAAAAGAAAAGCACGUUUAUUUGCUAUCAUGGGCUGUUUUUCAUUAAAAUCAUUCAUGUAAAAUGAAUCCCAAAUUGGGUUUAAUAAGACAAAACUUGUCUGGCGUCAAGUAAUGUUUUGUGAAAUGCCAUCCUGUAAAAUCUGAUUAUAAAAUCUCUUCAUAAACUUUCAGUUUCCAUGUAAAUAUUUCAAACAUGUCAUAAGGAUUGUUAUGAUGGAUGUUUUGCAAAUACUUCAAAUGCUUUAUGUCAUAUGGAUUUCAUGUCCUGGUUCAUUUAUUUGAUAGGUUAGUUAUCACUUCUUUAUUUGACACUGGACUUUAUCCAAACAUCUUUAUUUUAGAAAUCCGUUUUUUUUAUUUUAAAUAUCAGUGUGUAACAUCAUGGAUGGCAGAUGACAGGUACAUAAAAUUAAUUUGAAUUUUAUUUACAUUAUGAUAAAUAGCUUACACUUUUAUAUGGUAGUUCUGGCUCCUACUUUAAUUCAGACACUACAUCGGUUUGUUUUGAAAAGAACACAGCCAGACAAACAUUGUGUUAUUCUGUAUGUGUACUAGAAUCAGACUUCAGCACAGAUACUUACAGUACGGUAAAUAAUUGUAGGUUAUGCUGUAUUUUUAUUUAACACAAUUCUGUAGACAGUAAUACUUUAUUUAGUUGUUUGAGUUACACUCCAGAAUAAAGUUUUGUUAUUAUAAUCCAUUUAUGUUGUCAGUCUUUGCAGUUGUAUGGAUGUGUAUUCAGUAUCAAAUUAUUUAAAUGUUAUGACCUCAAUCUGUACUUCACUGCCACACAUGAACGGUUUUCUCAUUAAAAUCUGUGUCGACUA
This is a messenger RNA of Misgurnus anguillicaudatus (oriental weatherfish), 2731 nucleotides long. It is a transcript of the gene brox, whose product is annotated as BRO1 domain and CAAX motif containing. The record is from RefSeq and is a predicted model, not a curated record. Lineage: Eukaryota; Metazoa; Chordata; Actinopteri; Cypriniformes; Cobitidae.